GGCGCACGGCGGCGGCGGCGGCGCACGGCGGCGGCGGCGGCGCACGGCGGCGGCGGCGGCUCCACUUUCCAGGACUCAGGGGCGGCGACAGCGCCAGCCGCGGGCAGCAGGCUGGGCAGCCGGAGCUGGAACGGCCGGGCGCGGCGGCGGCGCCGGGGGAUCUAAAAUGUCCACUGAGGCACAAAGAGUUGACGACAGUCCGGGCACUAGUGGAGGAAGCUCCGAUGGAGACCAGCGUGAGAGUGUCUAGUGGGAACCAGAGAGAGAGCAGGUUCAGCCGAAGAAGAAGGAGGGGAAGAUAUCCAGCAAAACAGCUGCUAAACUGUCUACUAGUGCUAAAAGAAUUCAGAAGGAACUUGCAGAAAUUACGUUGGGCCCACCCCCCAACUGUAGAUUUUCAGAGUAAUCUCCACAAAGUGUACCAGGCUAUAGAGGAGGCCGACUUCUUCGCCAUCGAUGGGGAGUUUUCAGGAAUCAGCGAUGGACCUUCAGUCACCGCAUUAACAAAUGGUUUUGACACUGCAGAAGAAAGGUAUCAGAAGCUUAAAAAGCAUUCCAUGGACUUUUUGCUGUUUCAGUUUGGCCUUUGCACUUUUAAGUAUGACUACACAGAUUCAAAGUAUAUAACGAAGUCUUUUAACUUCUAUGUUUUCCCGAAACCCUUCAAUAGAUCCUCACCAGAUGUCAAAUUUGUUUGUCAGAGCUCAAGCAUUGACUUUCUAGCAAGCCAAGAAUUUGAUUUUAAUAAGGUUUUUCGCAACGGAAUUCCGUACUUAAAUCAGGAAGAAGAAAGACAGUUAAGAGAGCAGUAUGAUGAGAAGCGUUUGCAGUCCAACGGCGCAGGUGCUCUGUCCUACACGUCUCCUAACACUUCAAAGUGUCCCGUGACAAUUCCUGACGAUCAGAAGAAGUUUAUUGACCAAGUAGUAAAGAAAAUAGAAGAUUUAUUACAAAGUGAAGAGGACAAGAACUUGGAUUUAGAGCCAUGUACUGGGUUCCAAAGAAAACUGAUUUAUCAGACUUUGAGCUGGAAGUAUCCCAAAGGCAUUCAUGUUGAGACUUUAGAAACUGAAAAGAAAGAGCGAUACAUUGUUAUCAGCAAAGUAGAUGAAGAAGAACGCAGAAGAGAGCAGCAGAAACACGCUAAGGAACAGGAAGAACUGAAUGAUGCCGUGGGAUUUUCUAGAGUCAUUCAUGCCAUUGCUAAUUCGGGGAAGCUUGUCAUUGGACACAACAUGCUCUUGGAUGUCAUGCACACGUUCAUCAGUUCUACUGCCCUCUGCCCGCGUGACCUCACCCGCCUUCUAGAACUUCAGUUGGAGACACCGACAUCUUCCUCUCCAGCUGGCAUCUCUCCUCAGAUCCGGUCACAGUUUACGCUGACCCCGCACGUCUCUACCUGGGGCCCUUCCGGUGAAGUCGGUGUUUUCUUCAGGGAUUUUAAAAGUGGCUGUGGGCUUCCCCGCAGCCUUGUGAUGAAGUGCCCGGAUGAGGGGACCUCAUCCACAGUCCGACGUGGUGGAGAUGCGGAUGACUGA
Messenger RNA from Cervus elaphus (red deer), 1538 nucleotides. RefSeq names its product poly(A)-specific ribonuclease PARN-like. The coding region runs from base 225 to 1538 and encodes 437 amino acids. Gene Ontology annotation, cellular component: cytoplasm. The record is from RefSeq and is a predicted model, not a curated record. Gene Ontology annotation, molecular function: poly(A)-specific ribonuclease activity; RNA binding. The transcript has 18 exons. NCBI's taxonomy places the organism in Eukaryota, Metazoa, Chordata, Mammalia, Artiodactyla, Cervidae. Gene Ontology annotation, biological process: nuclear-transcribed mRNA poly(A) tail shortening.